AUGAGGGAAAAGAAACUGACGCCGCGGCAAAGGCGCACCCAUUGUUUUAUUGGAUUGGGAAUCUUUUGCGCGAUAUUUAUGGCGGUGUUCAUUUCAGUCCCCAUCGCACUGUAUGAGGCCAGGCAUCAACGCAUGCGGGAUGCAAGGUGGCGCGAGGAAGUGACUGAGGCUGAAAAGCUGGUUUCAGUGUUUACUGACGCCAUGAACGGCGUCAUUUCCACGGUGUACGCGCACGAGGGACUUGUCAUGGGUUCCAUAAAAGUCAUACCGCCAUUUAACGCCUCAGUGGAGGCGCGAACUAAAAAUCAGAAUUUUCCCGGAUUCAACCUAGUUGCCUCCUACUUCAACUCCUCGCAGCAUUUGGCGUUGCAGGUCCUUGCCCCAGGCGGCGUGGCGCUGCACCUGUUCCCGAUGGUAAACACCAUCCUUAUGAGGGAUUUUCUGAAUGACUAUAGUAUGGGCUCGCCCACGCCAAUCCAGACAGUGGACACCGCACGGACUGCCGUGUUGGGUCCACUGUACAACUCCCUUCCUAGUCUUAAUGCGCUAUGGCAACUGUUUGUGCGUGGAUCAAUCUACAACGCCACAAGAGUUGCGGAUGAGACCAGAGUGAAUUUCUGGGGAUUCUCUAUUGCUGUGCUGAGCCUGGAUAGCCUGAUGGAUGAAAAUCUACGUGGAACGCAUUUCUGGAAAAAUGAAAUGGAAUACCUCAUCUACACCACUGAUGAAACAUCGCAGCGCAUCAUUCCCAUUCGUUUUUCGAGGGGAAAAAAUCUUACAGAUGAGGGGUUUAGGAAAUUUAUUGAAACCGGAACAACUAGAUCGGUCUUGGGAUCAUCCCGUGCCUGGUAUGUAUGCAUGCGAGGAAAUCAUCAGGACAAUAACCCUACAAAAACGACUAUUGCCCUCAUUGUCGUCUUCGCUGUGCUGCUUUCUAUCCUCAUAUUUACCGGCGGUGCCUCCGCUGUGUUGCUGUGUCUAAAAGAAUAUGACGGAGUUGCUCAUGCUCCCAAGGUGACACCUUUUGCAUUGGCCGUUAUUGGUCUUUGUAAUGCGGAACGGUUGUGGGAGUUGGCACCAGAUCAUAUGCUAGUGGUUUCUGAGCGAUUGGCAGCGCUGCAGCGGCGACACAUUAUUCGUCAUAAUGUCUACGAGGCAAUGCAGUUGCACCCGUAUAGUACCACGGUUGCCGCACGUUCAGUAGAUGCGGCAGUGCGGAUUUGUUUUUCUCUUAUUGAAGAAUUGCAGUCCCAACCGAUUGAUGAACCGCUUCGGGAAUUGUUGGGUGAGGAUGGAAGUAUAUUUAUUGCCUGUGCGGUGCAUUGGUGCAUGGACGCCACGGUACGAGUAGAGAGCAGUAGCGACACCGUUCGCUACGAGGGGCCGGAUUUGGUCUACUGCGGUCGGAUGUGGAUGUUUGCCGCACCAAACAAGGUCACUAUCAGCCGCGCCGCACGGGAGAUGGCGCUGCAGAUGGAAGGUGUACAAAUCGUCCCGCUUGCGAGUGUCUUCCUACGUGGAGUGGAGAAGCGGCAGGAGUUGUUCACUGUCACCAACCCGCAAAGCAAGCGACUUGCACAGGCCUCCAGGUGCGCCGGUGAACGGGUAGGCCCCACCAUGCAAUGCUCCUCCCUUGUCACUGAACUUAGGCAGGAUGACAAUCCGCUUUCCCUUGGCAGGGAGGCCUUUGCCAGCGCCAGUCUGUGCCCCGUCAACGUUGCCGAGCUGCGUGCGGCGGCCUCCAGUGUCUCUUCCGCGGGGCUCGGUAAAGAGGUCGCCGAGGUCGGAGGGCGGCGUGGCGGUAAUGGCGUCCGUGUUGGCGGCGAUGACUCGCCUGAGCAAUACCUGCCGGAUGGAAAGCGAAGGCGCAAACAUUCCAGCCAGUCCAAUGUGCCGAAGACGCUCAUUGAAUUGCUUCCAACCGAGGCUGUUGAGAUGUACCGGCUCUCGAUGGAUGAGAGCCGCACGCGAGCGCAUUCGACCACAGCGGAUGGGGAGCAACAGGGGCGGACGAUAGUGAAGGGCUGCGGGCACGGCCCUGUGACGCGAGGCAGCACCACCGUUUGGAAUAUUAAAAAGGCCAGGCCAAAUGAGAAAAACUCUGGAGCAAGUAGUGACACGGGCCAUGUGGAGGAUUCGCAUGAGGGUGACAUUGUGACGGAGGCAAUGCGGCGCCCAAUCAUCCCCGCCUUUGUUGACGCCCAUCUUCGCGCCAUAUUUGAGCGGCAUGCUGUGAUUUUGGACUUCAGCUACAACUCAGUCCGUACAGUCGUCUUCUACUUUUAUUCUGCGUUCAAGCUGCUGCUGAAACCGCUCGCUGCACCUGAGCGCAACAACGUCUUUCGCCGCCUUGUCAUUGCCUUUGGGAUACCAAGCGAGAAUGUCUUGGAACACCUUGCGGUGCGGUGUGUGCUGCGGUACAUUCGGCAGUCGGAGGAGGUACGCUCAAUGCUCUGGAACCGCGAACAGCAGAUGCGACUGCGCUCGUUGGCGAAAAGUGCACCGACAUCAUUAGUGAUGGUUGAUAGUAGCAGCACGAAUCCCGUGAGCGAAGACUCCUUGGUGGGGUCGUUGACAAAUUGUCCUGCCGAACAUGGCGGACCCAACGCGGAGGACAGUUGGCGGGAUGGAAAGACGCAGGAAUGA
Trypanosoma rangeli is the source of this 2646-nucleotide messenger RNA. RefSeq lists its product as uncharacterized. The transcript has a single exon. The record is from RefSeq and is a predicted model, not a curated record. Bases 1 to 2646 code for a protein of 881 amino acids. Lineage: Eukaryota; Euglenozoa; Kinetoplastea; Trypanosomatida; Trypanosomatidae.